AAGCACUUUCUUAGCUGUUACUUCCUCAAUGUAGACAUUUCAGAGCAUUCGCAUCUCUUUCAAAGCUGGGCCAGCCCUAGAAACUCAGGUACAGAACCUUAAAGUCAUAUGUGAGACACUGUUGUAUCUAUAGGAUUCAAGAUUGAAAAUGAUGAAUCGUCUGAGGCUGGUAGCUUUAGUACUUCUAUUUGGUCUGGUGUCUGUUGUAAUAAGUCAAACAUGCAACUCUUAUGCUGGAAUUCCUGGUCUUCCAGGGAUGCCAGGACUACCAGGGAAAGAUGGCAGAGAUGGUCAGAAAGGGGCCAAAGGAGAGAAAGGUCCCCCCGCUUCUUAUGAAAAUGCAGCUGUGAAGGGAGAGAAAGGAAACCAAGGACCUUCUGGUCCCCAAGGAAAAAAUGGACGCAUGGGAUUUUCUGGUGUUCCAGGAAUAAAAGGAAUCAAAGGAAUUAGAGGAGAGAAUGGAACCACCGGCUAUCACAAGUCUCUAAGGAAAUCAGCUUUUAGUGUGAAGAGAUCAACUGGCGUUUUUCCAGCACGUGAUUCACCUGUGGUCUUCACCAGGGAAAUUACCAAUGAUCAGAAUGAUUACAAUACCAAAACAGGCAAGUUCACCUGCAAAAUCUCUGGCAUAUAUUACUUCGCCUAUCAUUCAUCAUCCACCAACUCCCUUUGCCUCAGCUUAGUUAAAGAUGGUAAAAAGGUAUGCAGCUUCUGUGACCACAAAGUAAAUUCUCAUCAAGUGAGUUCUGGUGGGGCCGUGCUUAGCCUAAUGCAGGGGAAUGAGGUCUGGCUUGAAACCACAGACUACAAUGGAAUGGUUGGCACUGAUUUGCAUGACAGUGUCUUUACUGGUUUCCUGCUCUUCCCAGACUAGCCAAUGUAAAAGACAGUCUACAACAAGUUAAAACAAAUUAUCAGCAGAUACAAUCAAUGAAUUAAAAAUCAUUCAGAAAUUAUGACAAUGAUUGUAGUAUAACAAUUGUAUUUGUCUCCUUUAAAGUACUGGAUCUAUAAGUCACAGCUGCAUUGCUAUGUCAUUAAAAUAUGUGAUGCUGGUGUUACAUAACAUUUAUAAGCACAUUUAUGCAAAUAUAGUUGUAUAAAAGUAACCCAUAUGUUGUCUCAGUAGUUUGCAACUUCUUUUAUUUCACAAUUUAUUUAGCUAGUGGACGUUGGCACUAAUAUAAGUGUAUGCAACAUGUUUGUUAAGCUGAUUCUUAGCUUGCAAAAAUAAAACAAUACAAGUAA
Protopterus annectens (West African lungfish) is the source of this 1248-nucleotide messenger RNA. Its product is annotated as complement C1q subcomponent subunit C-like. The transcript has 3 exons. Gene Ontology annotation, molecular function: protein binding. Lineage: Eukaryota; Metazoa; Chordata; Ceratodontiformes; Protopteridae. The record is from RefSeq and is a predicted model, not a curated record. Bases 149 to 874 code for a protein of 241 amino acids.